AUGGAGCAGGAUAAAGCGCCAAUUCUCUCCAGCCCGCGAGGACGGGACAGGGGUUUCCAUGAAGAGGCAGCAGGCCUCGACAUUAGACGAGGAGAACACCAUCGAGAUAAUGCACUAGCACUCUCCGACGCUCAAGCAGAGGAUGGCGUCGUCAAUGAAGAAGAUUCAGAGACUCCAAAACGAGCAUCUCAUGGCGCAGAGCAUGUAAGUUCUCGACCACCAUCUGAAUCACGACCAAUACAAAGAUUGGUAUCUGACACUGUUGGAAGGGAGAACACGUGGGGAAAUAAGGCACAGGAACUUGAUGACCAAGCAAUUGAGCUUCUGAAGGAAGCAGACCGACACGAAAACACUGCAAAGAGCGUAGCUUCUGAGCAGAAGGCCCCAAUAUCUUUGAAGCUACUCAAGCAAGCUUACGCCUACUCUCGCGUCGCGUCCCUGGACCUUGCAUCCAAAAUGCAUGCAGCUCUCCCCCGCGAGAAUGAUUCGACGCCUCAGCGAAAUUUCCCGUAUGAAGGAUCUGACUGGAUCUUAAACCCGCCGAACGAGGAAGACUCCGAUGAAUGUUCGGAUGGAAGCGAAUCCGACGAAAUGCAGUCCGACGACUAGAGCAUGGAUUCCAACGAAGACAAUUUUAUCGAUGGGGAGUCUGAAGAAAAACCGCUUGGCCCAGACGAUUUUGACGAGGAUGGAGUCUGUAUCCGUUGAACUCACCGGCGCGCGAUAAGAUGAGUUCUGAGUUGAGGUGGUAUGUUACGGUUGCUGAUGCAAUUGAGUUUUUAUGUUCUAUCAUAACUUUGGGUUGCUUUUUGGAGUUUUGAGGGCUUUAUGUUCACUCGAGUUGCGCUGCGGCGCCGCUUUUGAGGUCACUUUGAUCUCAUAUUCUACACUUCAAGACUCAGCAAUCUGAAUUCCACUCGUAC
This is a messenger RNA of Mytilinidion resinicola, 923 nucleotides long. RefSeq lists its product as uncharacterized. The transcript is spliced from 4 exons. The record is from RefSeq and is a predicted model, not a curated record. Bases 1 to 609 code for a protein of 202 amino acids. NCBI's taxonomy places the organism in Eukaryota, Fungi, Ascomycota, Dothideomycetes, Mytilinidiales, Mytilinidiaceae.